Parnassius apollo (apollo) is the source of this 2661-nucleotide messenger RNA. The record is from the annotation of a GenBank genome assembly. NCBI's taxonomy places the organism in Eukaryota, Metazoa, Arthropoda, Insecta, Lepidoptera, Papilionidae.
AUGGAAUUAGAGGAGAGUAUAUCAGACUCAAAACUCCACAAGGAAAGUGUCAGUAAGAAGGAGUUGCGCCCAUUAAGCGCCGUGUCAUAUUCAAGGUCUGAUCAUGGACCCGAAACAACGUCGUCUAUUGAACAACUGAAGCAAUACAAGAGCUGGGUUAGCAACGAGCGGUGGAAUGAGCUAAAGAAGAUAGCGGAUACCGCCAUGAAAGAGCGCAAGGUGUUCAUGAUAAAGGGCGGCGGAUUUCCGGCUAUCCGUCGAGCGUUGCUGAAACGUGGUUGGAUCGAAAAAUAUGAAUCACAUAAGGUUCGUCACCCACCAGCAAACGUUGAGUUGAAAAAAGUUACCGAUAAAGAGCUGACCAAAGUUGAAAGAAUGAUAUUAUACAAGUUCAUGGAACACCAUUCGGUCGAUUUUCUUUGGACUUCUAAAAGAGACAAAUAUGAUUGGUUGUUGAGCAAUAAGGAGGUCAUAAUAAGCAGGUUCAGCAGAUCUAUAUUCACAACAAAAGAAGGUUUGACCACGUCACUUACUCAAAUGCAUUGGUACACAGAGCCCGGUAUAGCGUUAACAAACUUUCCACGUUGUUACAACAUUUAUAACUCCGAUAAUUUAGAAGAGUUCGUUGAGGAUUUUCGAAUAACAGCUUGUAUUAGUAUUGUAAAAUGGUUUUCUAGCUUAAUGCUUAACAAUAAAGAAACAGAAUUUAUAACAAACCAAGGGAAAGUGCCAUUUAGUGCCAUAGAAUUUGCCAUUAGCAGAAUUAACGAAUAUGUUACAUUCUGCACUCACAAAGACAUAGACGACUUAGAGGAUAAAGUUCCACACAUUUGGGAACAUGAAUGGGACCUAUUCCUCACGCAUCAUUAUCUUUUAGUACACGAAAAGGCAAAAUUUGUGGAUGAUCACAAUGUAAACAUAAGGCAAUUAGAAAAAAAGGCGUCAAAAGUUUUAGCUGCAGUAACGAAAUUCUGGCCACAGAUAGACAUUGACGGAUUCUUAAACAUUUGGAUCGUUAAACCUGGUAACAAGUGUCGUGGAAAAGGCAUUCAACUAAUGAAUAAUAUUAAGGAUAUAAUCGGACUCAUUAAUAUUCCUGCCCAAAAAAACAGAUACGUUGUACAAAAAUAUAUCGAAAACCCACUGGUUAUAUACAAUACGAAAUUUGAUAUAAGGCAGUGGUUUCUUAUCACAAAUUGUCAACCACUGACUAUCUGGAUAUAUAAGGACAGCUACUUAAGAUUCAGCUCACAAAUAUUUAGUUUGUCAAACUAUCACGAGUCCGUACAUCUAACUAACAACGCGGUCCAAACAAAAUACAAAAACACUGGAGAUAGGGACAAAGCCUUACCUGACGAAAAUAUGUGGGACUGUCAUAGUUUUAAGGCUUACCUGAGACAGAUAGGAAAGUAUGAAUUAUGGGACACGAAGAUAUAUCCUGGGAUAAAGCAGAGUCUAAUUGGAGCUAUGUUAGCCUGUCAGGAAGCAAUGGAUAAAAGGCAAAACAGUUUCGAACUUUAUGGUGCUGAUUUUAUGUUGACCGAGGAUUUUACACCGUGGCUCAUAGAGAUUAACUCUAGCCCUGAUUUAGCGCCAACAACUUCUGUAACAGCUCGUUUGUGUCCCCAGUGCCUUGAAGAUGUAAUCAAAGUUGUACUAGAUCGGCGUCACAACCCUGAUGCUGAUACCGGGACUUUUGAAUUAGCCUACAAGCAAAUCAUUCCUAAAGCACCAGCGUAUCUUGGCUUAUCGUUAUGCAUUAAUGGAAAACGUCUGCUUAAGAAACAAAAAGAGCGGAAACAUGAGCAUAGAAGCGUGACUACAUUGGCACUUCGUUCACUAUCUGGUGAUACCACCGAAGAUCCUCUUCAGCCAGUACCUCCUGAAUACAACGGACCAAUUAUCACAGACUUCCUGACAUGGUUGAACCCUUACGACACUCUACCAACAGAUAAAGACGGCAUUUUGUUAGGACCCAAGGAUUCCCUUACGGUACGCCAAGCAGUAACUGUAAUCAAUACAAAACACGCUCUAAAAUCCGGUUCCAAAAAACGUAAAACGUCCACGCUCUCUUCUAGGACUCGAGGAAGACGCGAAAGAAAUCUAGAAUCUAAACGGCGAGCGUCGCGACAUUCAUGCUGCCGACCGGAGGAAAAUCAAAUAGUUAAACAAAUUGGAAAAUAUCGUACCGAGUCGGCGGCGAGGAGAAUGGACAAGCCAAAAAUCAAUAUGUCGGUUGGUAACAAACGUUGCUAUAUUGAUCCUUUAGAUUGGGAGCAGGAGACGACCAGCAUCUUACGCUCAACAAUUUCUGUUCAAAACAAAGUCACAGCUCGUGCUGAACUCGAUAUAACCCCAAUCAGACAAAUCAAAUCAGGUUUAGUUGGUGCUAAUCAUAAAUCUUUUCUGCAACCUCUAAGUUCACGAAGUUGUAUAAACGAUUCAAAUUCUUUAAAAAACCUAAGCGCCAUCGGUAGGAACAUUUGCAAGCUGCAAGACGAAAACAGAGUUAAACAGAAAUCGAUUUCUUUUUCCAAAAGCUGUACAUCAAUAUACACACCGUAUAAAGUUGUGGUUAUGCCGUUAAAUGACGAGAUUCCUAAAGUAUCAUUAAAUAAAAGCCGUGAAGUAAAUAUUUGUUUAAAAUCGAAUUGUUAUUAA